AUGGUGAACCUAUUCAAGAUCCAGUUUGCUAGUAGUAGAAAAAUCGAGAAGCAGUCCUCAGAUCUGUACCGUGUUGUGCAGAGACAUGGUGAAUCCUUGAGAGACUAUCUAAAUAGGUUCAACAGGGAGAAGAUUGGGAUACACAAGUGUGAUGCUCCUACAACAAUCGAAGCAUUCAGAAGAGGGCUGCUAGACCAUAGUGAGCUCUACAAGGAGUUGACCAAAUACCCCUGUACAACCUUUGAAGAUGUGCAAGCCAAAGCUAUGGCUCAAGUCAGAUUCAAAGAGGAUACCUAUGCACGAAAGACUCCUGAGCCAGAUCGCCAAUCAAGAAGGAAAAACAACUUUCCCAGAAGAGAUCACCGAUUUAAGCCAUAUCAACGUUCCCGCUUUGAUGAAGGAUCAGUCAAUGCUGUUGAAGAAGAAUUCUCCGACUGGAGGGAAGAUCCUGAACUCCCACCUAAAUUACAUGAGUAUUGCUUCAAUUUUAACCCUGCAGGAGUAAUCAGGACCCUGAAUAAGAUGGGGGAUACUGUGCAAUGGCCCAGAAAGAAUGAUAAGCCUGGAGAGAAGAAAGAUUUGUCCAGGUGGUGCGAUUUCCAUUCAGAUAUUGGUCACACAACCGAUGAAUGUGUUGCGCUCAGAAAGGAAGUUGCUUACCUACUGAAGAAAGGUUAUCUCAAAGAACUCAUGUCAGACAGAUCUAAAGCUCCAGGGAAAGAAAGAGAAUUAAAGCAAGGAGGUCCUCCACCUCCGCCCCCAAUUGUCAAAACCAUCUGUUUUAUAUCAGGAGGAUCAGAAGUGUGCGGCUUAACAUACUCAGCAGCAAAGCGAUACACAAAAGAGAGCAAUAAGGAUAAACCAGAUAGAAGGGAAAAAUCCAAAAUAGACAUUCCCAUUAUGUUUGAAGAAAGCGACGCAGUAGAAGGCCAUCAUGACGGCUUAGUAAUUUCACUCCCAGUUGGAAAUUGCAUGAUCAAGCGAAUCCUUAUUGACAACGGAAGCUCUGCAAACAUCAUCAUGCUCGAUACUCUGAAACAUAUGAACAUAGACGAAAAGAACAUCAUCAAUAAGUCAACAAUGCUAGUAGGAUUCAGUAGAGAAACCAAGAAGACAAGUGGGGAGAUCACAUUAGCUACCUAUGCGAAAGGAGUCAACCUACAAGUCAAGUUCCUAGUGAUCGACACUCUAUCCUCAUACAAUAUGAUUUUAGGCAGACCCUGGAUACAUGAGAUGGAGGCCAUCCCCUCUACAUACCACCAAGUCAUUAAGUUCCUUACCAAAUGGGGUAUUCAAGAGAUCAGAGGAGACCCUAAAGAGGCCAAAGAAUGUUACAAGAUUGCAUUAAAAGCAACAUCAGCAGAAAAGAGUUCAGCAUAG
Chenopodium quinoa (quinoa) is the source of this 1380-nucleotide messenger RNA. RefSeq lists its product as uncharacterized. The record is from RefSeq and is a predicted model, not a curated record. The transcript has a single exon. Lineage: Eukaryota; Viridiplantae; Streptophyta; Magnoliopsida; Caryophyllales; Amaranthaceae. The coding region runs from base 1 to 1380 and encodes 459 amino acids.